AUGGAACGCACAACAUGGCUCGAUGGCCUACGGGGUAUCGCAGCAGCUAUUGUCGCAACCGACCACUAUUUUAUGGGUGGUGUCUUAGAUGUAGCGUUUCGUUCAUACUGGGCUGAUCCUCCAGAAGAGAAUCGACGGCUUAUUCAGCUACCACCGAUACGAAUUUUGUUUGCAGCUCAUGCCAUGGUUCCAUUAUUUCUAGUCAUUUCAGGCUAUGCAAUUUCAGUGAAUCUCUUACGAUUACGAAGCAGUAGUAGCGACUUCCUGCGCCGACUCUCUUCUGCUGUCACUCGCAGAAUCCUACGCAUCUACCUGCCGGUCUUUUGUAUUGCCACUAUCUCCCAAAUUCUAUAUUUCUGUAAUAUUUUCCAUUGGAAUUUUGGGGACGAGGUUGUUUGGGGCCGGAAACCAUGGACGGCGCCCUGGUUUCACAUCACCUAUUUGUUUCGCUAUAUGAUGGAUAUGCUGAAUAUCAUCACUUUCCAGGGAAACCCCGGCUUGAAUGGACAACUCUGGACUAUGCCAUUUGAGUUCCGUGGCUCCUGCGUCAUUUAUAUCACGGUAUUGGGAUUUGCAUUUUGGCGACCACAGCUUCGGCGCAUCGCACUAGCAUCGCUGGUGGCAUACUGGUUCUACUUUGGGCUAUGGGACAUCUUCGCAUUCUUGGCAGGUCUAUAUCUAGCUGAAAGCCGAAUCUUGUCCGAACAAGAGAACACGGACGGGGAAGCAAAACUUCCCUAUUAUUCCAUACAGACCUGGACAACUGGAAUUAGGUCGAUAAAUUUCAACACUAUCCGAACUGUCGUGUGCCUCAUCUUCGGUAUCCACCUGGUGUGUCUCAGUGACGAUGGUUUCCUCCCACCCGGAUAUCAAUUCUUAAAACUCGUUGAAUCUUCGCGCUGGGAUAAUGACUGGGCAACUGUGAGCAAAUGCUGGAAGACGGCAGGUUCCGUGCUUAUUGUCUAUGCGAUCGGCAAGUCGGGUUAUCUUCAACGAUUACUGAAUUCACGCCCGAUGCAAUACCUUGGCAAAAUCUCUUUCUCGCUCUACCUGGUGCAUCAAUCAAUAUAUCACCUCGUUCGCGACCCUAUACGAGAUUUCCUUUGGUUUGUCGUUACGCGAGAGGGAUAUCCUGGAGAUACAGCCAGCGAGCGCACCUUUCCCUUUGCAUUCUCUUGGCUUGUGGGGUAUGUUAUUCUUGCUGUGAUCAAUAUUUAUGUGGCACACUUGUAUACGCGAUACAUUGAUGAACGAUGCGUGGAGGUUGCAAAAAGGUUUGAGAGAUGGGUCACCAGGUAG
Penicillium taxi is the source of this 1299-nucleotide messenger RNA. RefSeq names its product acyltransferase family protein. NCBI's taxonomy places the organism in Eukaryota, Fungi, Ascomycota, Eurotiomycetes, Eurotiales, Aspergillaceae. The record is from RefSeq and is a predicted model, not a curated record. The coding region runs from base 1 to 1299 and encodes 432 amino acids. The transcript has a single exon. Gene Ontology annotation, biological process: polysaccharide biosynthetic process. Gene Ontology annotation, molecular function: acyltransferase activity, transferring groups other than amino-acyl groups. Gene Ontology annotation, cellular component: membrane.